CCCCGUCCCUCCCUCCGCCGCCGCGGGCCGCCCGCCCCGCCGGGCCAGUCGCCGCCGGCAGCCGCGGCGCAGCCCCGGUGCGUUCACCCCGGUGCGUUCACCCCGGUGCCGAUGCGGGACGCCCCAUCCCGGUGACCGGAUUAUCCCGAUGGAGACGGAAGGUUACAAAUGCCGUAACAGCCGGUACAUCGAGAGCGGGCAGUCGGCGGUGCCCGGGUCGGUGUUAUUCGCUGCCGGCUUGUUGGGCAACGUGUUGGCGCUUCUGCUGCUGGGCCAGCACCGGCGGAGGUCGCGGUCGCCCGGUGGUCGCCCACCGCGGGUCUCCGCUUUCUACGUGCUGGUGAGCGGGCUGGCCGUCACCGACCUGCUGGGCAAGUGCCUGCUCAGCCCCAUCGUGCUGGCUGCCUACGCCUACAACCGCAGCCUCAGUGAACUGGGACCCAGUGGGCGCAGCGAGGGUGAACCGGGUGUCCUCUGCCAGCUCUUCGCCUUCUUCAUGGCCUUCUUUGGGCUGGCCCCCACCUUGCUGCUGCUAGCCAUGGCUCUGGAGUGUUGGCUUUCCCUUGGACAUCCUUAUUUCUACCGACGGCAUCUCACCCGGCGGUUGGGUGCGAUGUUGGGGCCCGUGGCAGCGGGGCUCUGCGCCCUUUUUUGCGCCCUGCCGCUGCUGGGUUUUGGGGUGCCCAUGCAAUAUUGCCCUGGGACGUGGUGCUUCAUCCGCAUGGCCGGCGGUGGACCGCGCCAGCUUGGCUUCCCCGUCCUCUAUGCCAGCCUAAUGGGCCUGUUGGUGUUGGCCAUCGGCGCCUGCAACGUGAGCAGCAUGCGGCACCUCUACGGCAUGGCCCGGCGGCAGCCCCGCCGCGGCCCCCCCGCCACUGCCACCCCGCACAUGGAGGAGUUUGACCACCUCGUCCUGCUGGGACUCAUGACUGUCCUCUUCACCAUCUGCUCCCUGCCGCUCAUCAUCCGGGCGUACAUGGGGGCUUUUGCUGCUGAUUUCAACGAGAACGCUGACCUCAGUGCCCUGCGCUUUCUCUCUGUCAACUCCAUCGUGGACCCCUGGGUUUUCAUCAUCUUCCGCACCUCUGUCUUCCGCAUGUUCAUCCGCAGGCUUUGCCGGAGGCUCCAUUCCCGGAAAGCCACCCUUAAAGGACCGGUCCCUGGUGGGGACAACCAGUUUUGUCCCCCGGGAUGGCGCAGGACAGACACCCCGCAGCUUGGUUUUCCCUGAGUGCGUGGGGUUGGCAGAAGCCAGCAGCUGCUGGUGAGGAUGAGGAGCGAGUCUUCGGCCCCGGAGCAUCCCAGGGCUGUUGCAGGAGGGGACGGUGUCCAACUCGCAAUGAGGGGUGGGCACCAAGUGUUUUUGGCCCCUCCCCAGGCUGUGUUUCACCCCGGAGAGGAACCAGGUGUUGGUCCUGGGUGCCUGUGAAUAUUUCCGAGCAGCAGCACUUUGUGGAGCGUUUGGGGAGCACUCGGCCCCAGGAAAGCAAGAGGGUUUUGGUGUGUGGCUUCAGGGCAGCGGGGACGCACAGGGAGGAGAGAUGUGUGUGUGCGUCCAUAGAAUAAAAGUGUUUGGGAGCCCUGCUCCAUCGCCUCAUCCUGUGCAUGGGCCCCUUCCACGCCGAGGGGGGUUCUCCAGGGCUGGUUUGGGGUAUCCCUGGCCUGGGCAAGGUGGGGUGUGAGGGAGAUUUUGGAGUUGUGGAGACUCAGAAACUUGAGCAGCAGCUUAUGACUGUGUUAAGGAGCCAAAGGGCACACAGGGUCCUUUGCCUGGAUGCCCAUUGUCCCUCCCCGGGAUGUCCAUCAUCCCUCCCCUAACCCUCUAUCCCUUGAGCAGGGCUGUGGAUUCUCAGGAGCAAUUUACUUUUCUCUCAAAAAUUGAUUCCUCCAGGCGCUAAUGUUGCAUUUGUGUUACUCAGAUGGCUACCUGUCCUGCUGUAAUUAUUUUAAUUUGGUGUCUGUGAUGAUCCGGAGCCUUAUAAGAGCAGUAAUUGAGAGAAAGCAGAGCCUGGGAUGUAUAACCUCGCGGCAUAAGCAUGCAAGCAAACCAUCAUUUUAAUGAAAGAUCCAUUUCCCCUCAACCACACGUAUUAAAUAGAUUUAAUAUCUGCCUCAAGUGACCAUUUAGGCCAAAAAAAUUAUGAUAACCAAAGUCUCCAUCUGCUUAGUGUCCGUGAAGGAGACAGGGCAAAUACUUCUCCUCCUCUAUUUAGCUAAGCCUUGCAAGGUGUAGUCGUGUUCCUGCCAGUUCUCAAGCCAUAUUUACUCCUGGUGUCAAAUGGAUUCUGGUUUUUGAAGGAGGAAACUCAUGCAAAUCUAUCUUGAGGCCUUUUGGAGGUGACCUGGUUGGGUUGGCUCUUUUUUUGACCUGCCAGGCUGUCCUGGCUGGAGAAAAGGGCAGACCUACCUUUUGGGAUGUACUUGGGGGGACCUGCAAGCUCAGUGCCUCUCGUCGGUGUUUUGUAGGGAGAAAGAAAAGAAAUGAGGCUUGGUUCGUGUACAGGUUUCAUAUUACUGGUGUGUUAUUGACUUGGAAAUGGCUCACGUGGGACUGCAGAGUCAACAGCACCCAGCCUGCAUGGUGGCUUUCGCCAGACCUGUUUCACCAUGGCAGAAUGAAGGCCAGGUGAGAUAAUGGUUCUGCAAAGUCUUGCUGUUGUCCCCUCUGGCCAUAGAAACAUAGAACAGUUUGGGUUGAAGGGACCUUCCAAGCUCAUCCAGUGCCACCCCUGCCAUGAGCAGGGACAUCUUCACCAGCUCAGGUUGCUCAGAGCCCUGUCCAGCCUGGCCUGGGAUGUCUCCAGGGAUGGUUCAUCCACCACCUCUCUGGCCAACCUGGGCCAGGCUCUCACCACCAUCAGUGAAAAAAAAUUCUGGGAUUUCCUCCACCAUAUGGAUCCAUACAUCGCUCAGGACAAAUGGACCAGGCAUGGUCAGGCAGUGACAUGAGCUGUGUGUGAUCGGUGUGCGCCCAGGCUGAGACAGGUCAUCAUCUGCCCAUGACCCUAACGAGGAUUCACUCCUAGAGAGGUUCCUGCACCACAAUGUGUGGAUUUAGAGCCCAGGGCAACCAUGCUCCAUGGAAAGCAGUAAUUGAAUUAAAAAUAAAUAGGUUCUUUAUUAA
Columba livia (rock pigeon) is the source of this 3124-nucleotide messenger RNA. RefSeq names its product prostaglandin D2 receptor. Gene Ontology annotation, molecular function: prostaglandin D receptor activity. Gene Ontology annotation, biological process: positive regulation of cytosolic calcium ion concentration; inflammatory response; G protein-coupled receptor signaling pathway. The transcript has 2 exons. Bases 149 to 1231 code for a protein of 360 amino acids. The record is from RefSeq and is a predicted model, not a curated record. NCBI's taxonomy places the organism in Eukaryota, Metazoa, Chordata, Aves, Columbiformes, Columbidae. Gene Ontology annotation, cellular component: plasma membrane.